AUGGGUGACAAUGAAGGUAGUGAUGACGUGGAUAAAAGCACUACAAGUUCUUCAGAAGACGAAGUAGUUGAAGUUGAACGUGCCAAAAGAAUUCAAGCUGAAAUUGAGAAAGAAAAACAGCUGAAAAGAAAGAGACGAGAGGAAAGACAGAAAGAUGAUGAUUAUGUUCCUUCUCAGGAAGAAAUGCAAACGCCUACAACGUCUAGUAAAAACAAGAAAGUUCAUGAGAAAAAGAAGAUGGUUUCUCCAAAGGCAGCUAAACGAAAGUUGAUUAUCAGAUUGCCGAAAAGUACACCAAAGACAAAACAACCAUCACAACCACCAUCACCACCUAAAUCACCACACAAAUCACCUCCAAAACAACCAACUCCACCAAGACAACCCACACCACCAAUACAUCAAUCACCAUCACCACAUGUUUCACCACUACAUCUCUCACCACCACAAAAACAAACCCUAUUCACAUCUCAAGAAAUCUUUCAAACACCACCAAUCUCACAACCUAUUGUUCAAACCACACCUGGUUCUUCAGGGUACAGAGGAGACUUUGAUUUUGCAAACACCGCACAAGUCAAAAAUGUUGAAAAGAAAGUUGAUGAAGUGAUAGCUGAAAACAAAAGAUUAGCUGCUGAGAACAAGAAAGUCUCUGAUCGUGAGAAAAUUCUUGAAAUGCGUGUGAAGAGACUAGAGACUGAUAACAAAGAAUCACUGAAGAAGAUUGACAAUGAUCAAUCAGAGAUUGAUAUCUUGAAAGUGCGAGUGGUUGAACUUGAAGAAGAAAAGGCUCGCAGAGAUGAACAGAACAAAUAUUUCGAGAUGAAAAACAAAGAGCUUGAAGUUGCAAAAGCAUUUAAAGAACAUGAGUUCUAUAUGUUAAACAAAGUUGUUGAAAAGAUGCUUGGAACGUCAAUAGAACAAAAGUUUGAAGAGAUACAAGUUGAAGAUCUCAGGGCUAAACACCAAGCUGAGAUUGAUGAACAGAUGAAAGAAAAAGGCAAAGGCGUUGAAGGUAGUUCAGCAGUGACAGAGAGAUCAAUUGUUUCUUCUUUGGUUGUUGAGAAUCAUGUACCUUUAACUGCUAUAUCUGGCCUUUUUGAGGAAGAAACACAUCUUGAAGAGUUAGCUGGUGAAGACGAUGAUGAAGAUGAUGACGAUGAUGAAGAAGAGGGUGAUGAUGAGGAUGACGAGGAAGACCACGAUGAUGAGAAAGUCUUCUCGGCUAGCAGUCAUAGUUCUGAUAACGAUGAUGAUGAUGAUGCUCAAGGUGGUAUGGGUAUAAAAGUGACUGAAGUUUCCAAGGAAAGAAAUGUUGAUGAUUUUCUGAAUGAUUCUGUGAAUGAAGAGUCAGGGGGAGCUGAAGGAAAGGGGGAGUCUGGUGAUGCUCAAAAUGUUGAACAUUCUAAAAACUUAAUUCUAAGGUUGGAUACUUACAGGGAAGAAGGUGAACACUUUAAUACGUAUACAUUGGAAAAGAUCAAAGAAAUGACGCGUAUGGUGAAUCCUGAUUUCAAGUUUGAUUUCGAAGAAGAAUUAAAUGCAUUCGACAUCAACCACCAACCAGAAUACGAGUAUAAGUAUGUUGAGAAUGCUGAUGUACGACAAGGUUGA
Helianthus annuus (common sunflower) is the source of this 1608-nucleotide messenger RNA. Its product is annotated as glutamic acid-rich protein-like. The coding region runs from base 1 to 1608 and encodes 535 amino acids. The transcript is spliced from 2 exons. NCBI's taxonomy places the organism in Eukaryota, Viridiplantae, Streptophyta, Magnoliopsida, Asterales, Asteraceae. The record is from RefSeq and is a predicted model, not a curated record.